AUGUUGGCCAAGCCGUUGCUGUUGCUGUUGCUGCUGUACUGUGCGGCAUGCCACACGCAAUCCUUGCAGUUGAUCAACUGCAAUGCAACCCAGCUGCAGGCAGUGAGGAAUGUGACAAGCCUAACAACCUUGCGUCUGCACAACUGCAGGCUGGAGCAGCAGCAGCUGAAGAAUGCGAUCUUUUUGCGUUUCAAUCAGCUGCUCAGCCUCGAGUUGGAGCACAGCCAGCUAAAUUCCUUGGAGGACUAUGCGCUGCAUGGCUUGGCACGUUUGCAGCACCUCUCGUUGGCUAACAACAAUUUGAGCCUGAUUAAAGCCUGGUCCGAGCAGCCGUUGGCCGCCUUAACCUCACUCGACAUCAGCUUCAAUGCUUUGAUUCGCCUGCCAGCUCAUGGCUUCGAGCAAUAUCCCAAUUUGCAGCUGCUGAAUUUAAGCCACAAUCGUAUCGAGCAUCUGGAACCGGAUUGCUUUCAUAAUCUGUCGCAUCUCAAGCACUUGCAGUUGCAUAAUAAUCAUUUGCAACUAAUUGCAGCCAGCUACUUUCAUGGUCUUCAUCGGCUCUCGGGCUUGGGCUUGCAACACAAUCAGCUUAAGCAAGUGGAAGCUGCCUCCUUUGAGAGCAACACGCAUUUGCGCUCGCUGCACUUGGAACAGAAUCUCCUAGCUGAUUUGAAAUUCCUCAAAGACGCUGGCCUAACGCGCUUGGUGCAUCUCAAUCUAUCUAGGAAUUCGCUGGAGCAGCUGCAACCCUCAGGAUUCUCCAAGAACUUUGAAUUGCAAGCUCUGGAUUUGAGCUAUAAUAAGCUAAAGGAACUUCAAAACAAUAGCUUCAUAGGACUGGAGUCAUUGGAGCGCAUCAAUGUCAGCCACAACAGCUUAGAACACAUCGCUGUGGAUGCUCUACACCCACUGAGCGCCGUAUUCCAACUUGAUUUGAGCUACAAUCGGCUCAAAACUCUGCCUGAGAAUCUUCUGCAUGGCAACAGACAGCUGAAGCACAUUGACAUAUCGAACAAUCAACUGAGUCAACUACAUCCUGGCCUGCUACAGCAGUUGACACACUUAACUCAGCUAAAUCUGGCUAGAAAUCUGCUGAAUGAGGCUAGCUGGUUGCAGCGAUUGGCGCCUGGUCUAAACCGUUUGGCUUUGCGUGUGGAUCUUAGCUCGAAUCGGCUGCAGUCGCUCAAUCUGAGCAGUCUGCUCUUCUUUGAGCAAGUCCAGCUGUCGGACAAUCGCUGGAACUGCUCCUGGCUGGUCAAGCAUAUGCUUAGAACACCGCCCACUGCACUCAACUUUGCCCGCUCCUGGCCCAUGCUGAGCGCCUGGAGCGUUCAGCAAUUGUUAAAUAUACGUGGCAUCGAUUGCUUUGAUGGUCAACAGAAUCGCUCCAUUGUGCUGCUCGAUGUGAGCGCGGCUAGGCAACAGACGCCGCCGGAUUGUGACUGCAAGUCCUCGCAAGAGUCCAACAUCGAGCUGUAUACUCUAACGCCCCCUUUGACCUGGCCCAGAAUUCGCACAGAUCGCUUCGAUUCACGCUCGGUAAUCAUCUGGAUGCUGGCGGCCAUUGCGUUGGCCUUUGCGGGAUUGCGCUGGGGUCAGCGUUACAUGGAUCGCAAGGAGAGAAGCAAAAAGUUAAAAGAAAUUCAGGAUAAGCAGCAGCUGAUCAGAGUGGAAGCCUAAGCUCGAGGUGAUCGCAGAAGAUCGUAGGAAAACAACAAAAGUUAACAACUACAUUUUAUAUAAGUAUAAGCAAACUAUAACUAAGCAAAGCUUC
Molecule: messenger RNA, 1774 nt
Organism: Drosophila hydei
Lineage: Eukaryota; Metazoa; Arthropoda; Insecta; Diptera; Drosophilidae
Product: insulin-like growth factor-binding protein complex acid labile subunit
Exons: 4
Coding region: 1-1680 (559 amino acids)
Cellular component (GO): extracellular matrix
Molecular function (GO): protein binding
Source: RefSeq, a predicted model, not a curated record